Molecule: messenger RNA, 930 nt
Organism: Toxorhynchites rutilus septentrionalis
Lineage: Eukaryota; Metazoa; Arthropoda; Insecta; Diptera; Culicidae
Product: protein Fer3-like
Exons: 4
Coding region: 81-677 (198 amino acids)
Biological process (GO): developmental process; regulation of transcription by RNA polymerase II
Molecular function (GO): DNA-binding transcription factor activity, RNA polymerase II-specific; protein dimerization activity; RNA polymerase II transcription regulatory region sequence-specific DNA binding
Source: RefSeq, a predicted model, not a curated record
GGAGCUGCAAUCGAUAGGACCAAAAUUGGAUUAACAGCGAGGGCCAAGCUUUAGCUGUCGUGUUGUACCGCGUGCGAACGAUGACCACUUUUCCCAGUGAUCCGCAUCAUCAUUGGGACAGCGCUAACGGUCACAUGGAGCCUCCUUUUCCGCCGGAAGUAUCACCCUUCACACCAAUUUGGGGCCAGGAAAACCCAUCGCCAAUGGUGCACUAUCCGGAACUGAUGGCCGCCGGAUUUCCUUGUGCCGAUCUAGCAAUCUGGCCCCGGCAACAGGUAGGAGGAUUCGUUGCCCAACGUCUAUCACCCCGUGGAGCUCAAUCUGCAUCACAGUCGUCAAACAAGAAAACUCGCCGUCGGGUAGCUUCAAUAGCGCAACGACGGGCCGCCAACAUCCGGGAGCGACGGAGAAUGUUCAAUUUGAACGAAGCGUUUGAUAAAUUGCGAAGAAAGGUACCUACGUUCGCGUACGAGAAGCGUCUGUCCCGUAUCGAAACGCUACGGCUGGCCAUUACCUAUAUCGGAUUUAUGUCCGAACUGUUGAACGGCACACCCACCCACGAUGGUCGUUCGCCAGAGCUGUAUCCGAAUCUCGUUCAUCCGCAUCACACGAACCACAUUCAUCCCUCGUUCCACCAGAGGGAGUAUAUUUCACCAUACGCUCCCCACACGGGAUAAAGGGACCGAGCUGUGGCCGUGGGAUUUAUUGUUUGUUUUGGAUUUUGUGUUAUACUGUUUGACUUGUGAUGUAUGUUCGAAAUAAGUAACAAUUCUUCCACUAGUCAUAGAUAAUUGUAACUCUGUUUUCUAAUUUAUAUCAAUAAAAAGAGCCGACUAUGAACUAAUUACUCAUUGCACUCAACGUGAAGGAAGGAAGGUAGGAAGGUAUUGAAUUAGAGAGACUUUAAACUCUGAGAGUUCAUUCGUCUCU